GGAAAGAUGGCGGACGCCUUCGGGGACGAGCUGUUCAGCGUGUUCGAGGAAGAUCCCGCCGCCGCCGCCUCCGGCUCACGGAAAAAGAAGGGAUCCCCUGAGGCAGCUGCUGUGGUUGUGGGCAAGGCCGGAAAACGAUCAGAUGGUAAAUCUACAGCAUCUGCUAAACCUCCAGCUAAAGCUAAGCGAGAUGCAGAGGAUGAUGGUGCAGACAUUACUGUUAUUGGAAAGAAGCCAAAGUUGGAAGAAUUUGCCGCAGAAGAUCUCAAUUUGGCAGACUUGAUGCCAAAAGUAAAGGUACAAGCCGUUGAAACUGUUGAAAGUUGUACACAUGAGGUUGCUCUUCCUGCAGAUGAAGACUUCAUAGCCUUAAAGCCAAGAACUGGAAAAGCUGCAAAGGAAUAUCCAUUCAUUCUUGAUGCUUUUCAGAGAGAGGCUAUUCUCUGUGUGGAUAACAAUCAGUCAGUUUUAGUGUCUGCUCAUACAUCAGCAGGGAAGACGGUGUGUGCAGAGUAUGCCAUUGCUUUGGCUUUAAGGGAAAAACAGCGUGUGAUAUUUACCAGUCCUAUUAAAGCUCUGAGCAACCAGAAAUACCGUGAGAUGUAUGAAGAAUUUCAAGAUGUUGGUUUGAUGACUGGGGAUGUCACCAUCAAUCCGACAGCAUCUUGUCUCGUAAUGACGACAGAGAUUUUGAGAAGUAUGCUUUACAGAGGUUCUGAAGUCAUGCGUGAAGUUGCUUGGGUUAUAUUUGAUGAGAUUCAUUACAUGAGGGAUGCAGAACGUGGUGUGGUAUGGGAAGAAACCAUUAUUUUACUCCCAGACAAUGUUCACUAUGUGUUCCUUUCUGCCACUAUCCCAAACGCACGCCAAUUUGCUGAAUGGAUAUGCCAUCUUCACAAACAGCCUUGCCAUGUGAUCUACACAGAUUAUCGGCCCACUCCUCUGCAGCAUUAUAUCUUCCCAGCAGGGGGAGAUGGACUUCACCUUGUGGUUGACGAAAAUGGUGAUUUUAGGGAAGAUAAUUUUAAUACAGCUAUGCAAGUACUUCGAGAUGCAGGUGACUUAGCUAAAGGAGACCAGAAAGGCAGGAAAGGAGGAACAAAAGGUCCAUCAAAUGUAUUUAAGAUUGUAAAGAUGAUCAUGGAAAGAAAUUUCCAACCUGUAAUCAUCUUCAGUUUCAGUAAGAAAGAUUGUGAAGCAUAUGCUCUUCAGAUGACAAAACUGGACUUCAACACAGAUGAAGAAAAAAGAAUGGUUGAAGAAGUAUUUAAUAAUGCAAUAGACUGUUUGUCUGAUGAAGACAAAAAACUUCCUCAAGUUGAGCAUGUGCUUCCACUUCUGAAGCGUGGCAUUGGAAUCCACCAUGGGGGUUUACUUCCUAUUCUAAAGGAAACCAUAGAAAUACUUUUCUCUGAAGGACUGAUAAAGGCCUUAUUUGCAACAGAGACUUUUGCUAUGGGUAUAAAUAUGCCAGCAAGGACAGUGCUGUUCACAAGUGCUCGGAAGUUUGAUGGAAAAGAUUUCCGAUGGAUCACCUCAGGUGAAUAUAUUCAGAUGUCUGGUCGUGCCGGACGUCGAGGCAUGGAUGAUAGAGGAAUAGUUAUUCUUAUGGUGGAUGAGAAGAUGAGCCCAACGGUUGGAAAACAGCUUCUAAAGGGAUCUGCUGACCCUCUAAACAGUGCUUUCCACUUGACAUACAACAUGGUAUUAAAUUUGCUGCGUGUAGAAGAAAUUAAUCCAGAAUAUAUGUUAGAAAAAUCUUUUUACCAGUUCCAGCAUUACAGAGCUAUUCCAGGAGUAGUUGAAAAGGUAAAUAAGUUGGAACAGCAGUAUAAUGAGAUUGAAAUUCCAAAUGAAGAAAAUGUGGUAAUCUACUAUAAAAUCAGACAACAGCUUGCUAAACUGGGCAAAGAAAUAGAGGAGUACAUUCAUAAGCCGAAGUACUGCUUGCCGUUUUUACAACCAGGAAGGCUGGUAAAAGUAAAAAAUGAAGACGAUGAUUUCGGCUGGGGAGUUGUGGUAAAUUUCUCCAAGAAAUCCAAUGUUAAGCCUAACUCUGGUGAACUGGAUCCACUCUAUGUUGCUGAAGUCCUUUUGCACUGUAGCAAAGAGAGCUUGAAAAAUUCUGCGACUGAGGCUGCCAAGCCAGCAAAACCUGAUGAGAAAGGGGAGAUGCAGGUUGUUCCAGUUUUGGUGCAUCUUCUGUCCGCAAUCAGCAGUGUUCGCCUUUAUAUACCAAAAGACUUGAGGCCUCUUGAUAAUAGGCAGAGUGUACUGAAGUCAAUACAGGAAGUGCAGAAACGGUUCCCCGAUGGAGUUCCUUUGCUGGAUCCCGUUGAUGACAUGGGCAUUAAAGAUCCAGGUCUGAAAAAAGUAAUCCAAAAAAUAGAAGCGUUUGAGCAUAGGAUGUAUUCUCAUCCACUUCACAAUGAUUCUAAUUUGGAAACGGUGUACAAACUUUGUGAAAGAAAAGCACAGAUUGCUAUAGACAUUAAAGCAGCAAAACGGGAGCUGAAGAAAGCCAGGACAGUUUUACAAAUGGAUGAGCUCAAGUGUCGUAAGCGUGUUUUGAGAAGGUUGGGUUUUGCAACCUCUUCAGAUGUCAUAGAGAUGAAAGGACGAGUCGCUUGUGAAAUCAGCAGUGCAGAUGAGCUGUUGCUGACAGAAAUGAUGUUCAAUGGCCUUUUCAAUGAUUUGUCUGCAGAGCAAGCAACUGCUUUACUAAGCUGCUUUGUAUUUCAAGAAAAUUCCAGUGAAAUGCCCAAACUAACAGAACAGUUGGCCGGCCCACUUCGCCAAAUGCAGGAAUGUGCAAAAAGAAUUGCUAAAGUCUCAGCAGAAGCUAAAUUGGAAAUAGAUGAGGAAAAUUACCUCAAUUCCUUUAGGCCAAAUUUGAUGGACGUAGUGUACACAUGGGCUAACGGAGCUACAUUUGCUCACAUAUGCAAAAUGACAGAUGUCUUUGAAGGGAGCAUCAUUCGAUGCAUGAGGAGGCUAGAAGAAUUGCUUCGACAGAUGUGCCAAGCAGCAAAGGCCAUUGGAAACACAGAACUGGAAAACAAAUUUGCAGGAGGCAUUACCAAAAUCAAGAGAGACAUUGUGUUUGCUGCAAGCCUUUACCUAUAAGAAGUGUUUUACCCGAUGUGGAGUGUGAAUUGCACUGUCAUCUUCUAUUCUGCAGUGAAGGCUACCAUUCCUUCCUCUUCCCAAGCAAGACAAACCUUAAUGUUCUUAAUUUGUAUGUAUUCCACCAUGAGCCUCAUACUAGCAAAGCAUAUUACAUAAGCCAUUGCUGUUUGUACAUAAGUAUUAUCACAUUAUUUUAAUUAAAAAAAUAGCCAGAA
Elgaria multicarinata webbii is the source of this 3344-nucleotide messenger RNA. RefSeq names its product Mtr4 exosome RNA helicase (gene MTREX). The record is from RefSeq and is a predicted model, not a curated record. NCBI's taxonomy places the organism in Eukaryota, Metazoa, Chordata, Lepidosauria, Squamata, Anguidae. The transcript is spliced from 27 exons. Gene Ontology annotation, cellular component: nucleus. Gene Ontology annotation, biological process: maturation of 5.8S rRNA; RNA catabolic process. Gene Ontology annotation, molecular function: RNA helicase activity; ATP binding; RNA binding. The coding region runs from base 7 to 3126 and encodes 1039 amino acids.